This is a messenger RNA of Chelmon rostratus (copperband butterflyfish), 1194 nucleotides long. It is a transcript of the gene gpr137bb, whose product is annotated as G protein-coupled receptor 137Bb. Gene Ontology annotation, biological process: regulation of autophagy; positive regulation of TORC1 signaling; negative regulation of bone resorption. The transcript is spliced from 7 exons. Gene Ontology annotation, cellular component: lysosomal membrane. The record is from RefSeq and is a predicted model, not a curated record. NCBI's taxonomy places the organism in Eukaryota, Metazoa, Chordata, Actinopteri, Chaetodontiformes, Chaetodontidae. The coding region runs from base 1 to 1194 and encodes 397 amino acids.
AUGAAUGGGGAGGAAAUGGAGGGGAACCCGGCACAGGAGCAGCAGCAUGCCGGUAACGGCACCCACCUCCCUCCCCCUCCCACCAUCAUGCCGGCCAUCCCCCCCUAUGUGAAGCUGGGUCUGACCAUCGCCUACACCAUCUUCUACUCGCUGCUCUUCGCCUUCGUCUACGCCCAGCUGUGGCUGGUGCUGCGAUACCGACACAAGCGGUUCAGCUACCAGACGGCCUUCCUGUUCCUGUGUCUGCUGUGGGCCGCCCUGCGAGCCCUCCUCUUCUCCUUCUACUUCAGAGACUGUGUGACCGCCAACGCGCUCGGACCCUUCGCCUUCUGGCUGCUCUACUGCUUCCCCGUCUGCCUGCAGUUCUUCACGCUCAGCCUCAUGAACCUCUACUGUGCACAGGUUUACUUUAAGGCAAAGUCCAAGUACUCACCUGCACUGCUGAAGUACAGACUUCCUCUGUACCUGGUCUUCUUGGGCGUCAGUCUCCUCUUCCUGGUGGUUAACCUGGUCUGCGCCCUCCUGGUCAAAAUGACCGCGGCUGACGUCAAGACCAUCGUCCUGGUGAGGGUCACCAUCAACGACAGCCUGUUCGUCCUCUGCGCCGUCUCGCUGUCCGUCUGCCUUUACAAGGUCGCCAAGAUGUCGCUGGCCAACAUCUACCUGGAGUCAAAGGGGACGUCGGUGUGUCAGGUGACUCUGAUUGGCAUCAUGGUGGUGCUGCUGUACGCAUCACGGGCUUGUUACAACCUGGUGGUUCUCGCCCUCACCGACAUCGAGACCAUCAACUCCUUCGACUAUGACUGGUACAACGUCUCAGACCAGGCAGACUUGCGGUCGUCGCUGGGAGACGCCGGUUACAUCGUGUUUGGGGUGAUUCUGUUCGUCUGGGAGCUGCUGCCCACCUCGCUGGUCGUCUUCUUCUUUAGGGUCCGACGGCCACCUCAGGAAAGGAGCACUGCCGGGAUACCAAACCACGUCCUCUCCUCCAGAGGAUAUUUCUUCGACAACCCCCGCCGGUACGACAGUGACGAUGACCUGGCGUGGAGCAUUCCUCCCCAGAAUGCAUCAGCAAGUCUUUCCUCCGACUGCUACGACUGGAGCAGCCGCCACAGCAGCUUCACUGUGCACACCAACAGCGACGAGCAGCGCCUGACCGCCGCCGCUGCCGGAGAGCUCCACCCUUACCCAUAA